AUGGGUCUCAUGCAGAAGAUCGUCAGGAAUGACGCCAUGAAAGAGGACCCCCCCGAGAUUUACGGAUGGAGGGCUUUUGCUCUUGCUUGCUCGGCUUGUUUCGGCGGCUUGAUUUUUGGAGUCGACACCGGUGCCAUUGGUGGUGUUUUGAGAAUGCCCGAGUUCCAGGACCUGUACCGACUGAGCCCCGAGUACGCCACUGAUAACCAGCGCGCCAACUUGAGUGCCAACAUUGUCAGCACGCUCCAGGCCGGAUGUUUCCUUGGCGCCCUUCUCGCGGCUCACGCUGCUGACCGCUUCGGCCGCCGACCCGUCCUCAUCUGGGGUGCCGGUGGUAUCUCUCUCAUUGGUGUGAUUCUGCAGGCUGCGGCUUCCGGUCAUCUCGCACCCAUGUACAUUGGCAGGUUCGUUUCUGGCUUCGGCACUGGCUUUGCGUCCAUGGUCAACCCUCUCUACGUUGCCGAGAACGCUCCUCGUGCGAUUCGUGGUGGUCUUACCGGCAUCUACCAGCUCUUCAUCGUUUUCGGUAUCUUUUUGGCUUACUGGAUCAACUAUGGCUGCAUCCAGCACAUUUCUGGUCAGGCUCGUUUCCUCAUCCCACUGGUCUUCCAAGCGAUCCCUCCUCUGCUUUUGAUGAUCAGCAUGUGGCUUUGCAACGAAAGCCCUCGCCAUCUCGCCAAACAGGAUCGUUGGGAAGAGGCCAUGUCGGUUCUGUCCACGAUCCGCGCCCUACCCCCCACUCACCCCUACGUCGCCAAUGAGUUCGCCGCCAUCAAGGCUUCGAUCGAGGAAGAGAACCUUCUUCUUGACGGCACAACCUGGUGGUCUCUGCAGCGCGAGAUGUGGACGAUUCCCGCCAACAGACGCCGCGCCAUCAUCAGUAUCCUUCUCAUGUUCUUCCAGCAAAUGACCGGCACGAACGCCAUCAACUACUACGCGCCCAUGAUCUUCAACAGUCUCGGUGUCAGGGGCGAGUCGAACGAGCUCUUUGCCACAGGUAUCUACGGUCUCGUGAAGCUCAUUGCCGUCAUUGUCUUCCUCAUCUUCGUCGCCGACUCUCUUGGCCGCCGCCGCUCUCUCAUCUGGACCGGUAUCGCCAUGUCUGGAAUGAUGCUUUACAUCGCCAUCUUCAUCCGCGUCACACAGCCUGACCCCAAUUCUGAAGAGGACGUGUCUGCCGCCGGCUACGUUGCCCUCGUCUGCAUUUUCCUGUUUGCCUCUCUCUUCCAGUUCGGAUGGGGCCCCGUUUGCUGGAUCUACGUUUCUGAGAUUGCGACCACCCGUCUCCGUGCCACCAACGUCUCCUACGCCGCCGCCACGCAGUGGCUGUUCAACUUUGUGGUCUCGAGGGCCGUGCCGCCCAUGCUCGUCAACCUGGGAGUCGGCGGCUUCGGCACCUACAUCUUCUUCGCCGGCUGGUGUGUGGUCAUGGUUGUCUUCUGCUGGUUCUUCAUCCCCGAGACCAAGGGUCUCAGCCUUGAGUCAAUGAACGAGUUGUUCGGCAUGACCGAGCCUCUCAGGGCCAAGGACAACGAGACGGCUUCGGUUGACAACGGAUCACGGAGCGACCGGAAGGAGAUCAGUGAGACGCCUACUGUUGCUCAGGUUGACCAAGCUGAGACGCCUGGAAACAACACUCGGGCUCUGUAA
This is a messenger RNA of Verticillium nonalfalfae, 1650 nucleotides long. RefSeq lists its product as uncharacterized. The record is from RefSeq and is a predicted model, not a curated record. Gene Ontology annotation, molecular function: carbohydrate:proton symporter activity. The transcript has 6 exons. Gene Ontology annotation, biological process: transmembrane transport; carbohydrate transport. Lineage: Eukaryota; Fungi; Ascomycota; Sordariomycetes; Glomerellales; Plectosphaerellaceae. Gene Ontology annotation, cellular component: membrane. Bases 1 to 1650 code for a protein of 549 amino acids.